GGCAAGUCACAUGAGCCACCAAAAUGGUGGUGUUCGGGUAUGAGGCUGGGACUAAGCCAAGGGAUUCAGGUGUGGUGCCGGUGGGAACUGAGGAAGCGCCCAAGCUUUUUUGUUCUGAACUCCCACUGCGUUGUGGAUUCCUGAGGAUGGGAUGACUGUAUCUUGAUUACCCGGAGGUCUGGCAUAUACCACGUGCUCCCUAAAUUAUGAGCGAAUGUUGAAUAAAAUUCUAAAGGUGAAAUUUAUUAUUAGGUGAAAAAUUUAUUAUUAGGUAAAAUAAUACACAUGAAAGCACUACAAAACCGUUAAAUGAUUUGCAAACUAUAAACCUACAUAAAUGCACUCUUACUGGUAUAAGCGUGGUGACUAGUUGAGUGGCCUUAAGGGGGAAGGAGUGUAAUGAAAGCACUCGACUCUUUGACAGUGCCUUGCAAAGCUUAAGCACUCAAUAAAUAUUUCCUGUGUUCUUUCCAGUAUUUCAGUAUUUGCUGUCCUGUAAUCAUAAUCCUGGGUGUCUGUUUUCCCUGUAGAGACUUUAGGGUGUAGACUAGGUAGGAGAUUAGUAGAAGAUAUUGCCUGGAAGUUUGUUUUGUUUUUUGUUUUUGGUGGAAGGUGGAGGAUUUCAAUGAAUUGGAUGAGAGCAAAACAAAAAUUUAUCUAUGGUUUAUGGUUACUCAUGUUAUUGACAUCUGCCAAGACAGCAGAUGUCUUAGUACAAUAGAUGGGUUAGGUAUAGAAUCUCCCUUAGAUGUUACUAUCCCUUAUACUUUCCCUUUGGGUGUCAGGGAGAGGGAAAAGAUGUAAGUCUAGUCACUGAAAAAUUGUAAUUUGUAAAAUAUUUUACCUUUUUUUCCCCCUGCCCUCUCCAGAAAUGUUACAGAAAAAGAUUGAGUACAUUUCUGCCAUGAUGCAGAGAAAGAAACUGGUCCAUUAUUACUCAUUGUGUAACACCAUAAGGUUCAAAGGAGCUCAUACCUUCUGUAUGUUGAUGCCAGGAACUGUGUAUAAUGAACUGGCCUUCUAUAGUUAGGAUUGGUACAUACCGCUCAUUCAGCAAAUGAGUAUUACAGUGAUAUUCAACAUGUGUCCAUUGACUACAGCAUCAGAAGCACUAAGUGCUAUUAAAAUGCAGAUUCUAGGCCUCAUCCUACUCCUGCUGAAUCCAGGUAUCUCAGGAGGGAAUUCAUGAGACUGCAUUUCAAAUAAAUACCCCAUGUGAUUCUUGUGCAUGCUGAAGGUUGAGAACCACUGAUUUAUUAAGUAUCUUGUGUGUUCAUUAUGCUUUAUCCCCUCUAAUCCUCUUGUCUAGGACUCCUUAAAUUUGAGAUUUAGUAUUUCCCUUUAAUAUGAACAUUAAAAUUGAGAUUAGUGUAAAUUUGUAAAGAGACUAUUUAGCUAAUCUGGAGGAAAAAGAGUAAAAAGCACUGAAUUUAGCAGCAAUAGACCUUCCACUUGGCUGCUGUAGUAGGUAAACAUUUGCAACCACGUGUUUGGAUUUAACAAAUGUUAUUAAGACUUUUCACAGAGACUCUAGAGUCUUGCCCAGAGCAAAACAUUCAGAAAGGAUCCUCUCUGAGAGUGCAGGGUUUGUUUUUUUGUUGUUGUUGUUUUGUUUUGUUUUUUAACCUGUCUAGUUUCUGUUAAGAUGCUACUGGCCAGGUCUUCAUGGUCCCUUGACAUUGGCAGCUGUCUGUUCAUCACACUUGGGACACAAGAACCUUCCGACCAAGGAGCCCAGUGCCAUGGGUCUCUGGGGCCGGGCACGGUGGCUCACGCCUUUAAUCCCAGCACUUUGAGAGGCUGAGGCAGGUGGAUCACUUGAGGUCAGGAGUUCGAGACCAGCCUGGCUAACAUAGUGCAACCCUGUCUCUACUGAAAAUAAAAAAAUUAGCCGGGUGUGGUGGCAGGUAUGGGUCUCUGCUAUACCACACGACCAUUUCUAGCAAAGGCUCUGCUUCCACCACAGGUGGUAAUAGGGAACUGGAUAUAUAAUUUAUGUACUCCAAAGUAGUAGCCACAAUCCACUGCCAGUUCCCUUCCUGGAGCAGUGUCCCUCUUUCUGAUUUUUCUCUCUCACUAUUCUCCAAGGCAAUCCCUGCUCUCUCCUACCUCUCUAGGAAAUGAAACACGAUUUCCAAAAUGAACUUAAUCUUUCAUGAGAAACUGAGGAUAGAGAUGUCAAUAAGCAGCCACUGUUUCCACCUCCCCACCUGAAGAGCUAGGAGGACAACUACAAAGAGCCUGACUGCCUUCUCGGAAUGAGGAGAGAGGAAAACAGCAACAGUUUUCAAGAUGGCAGCAUCUAUGCAUGGUCAGCCCAGUCCUUCUCUAGAAGAUGCAAAACUCAGAAGACCAAUGGUCAUAGAAAUCAUAGAAAAAAAAUUUGACUAUCUUAGAAAAGAAAUGACACAAAAUAUAUAUCAAAUGGCGACAUUUGGAACAACAGCUGGUUUCUCUGGAAUAUUCUCAAACUUCCUGUUCAGACGCUGCUUCAAGGUUAAACAUGAUGCUUUGAAGACAUAUGCAUCAUUGGCUACACUUCCAUUUUUGUCUACUGUUGUUACUGACAAGCUUUUUGUAAUUGAUGCUUUGUAUUCAGAUAAUAUAAGCAAGGAAAACUGUGUUUUCAGAAGCUCACUGAUUGGCAUAGUUUGUGGUGUUUUCUAUCCCAGUUCUUUGGCUUUUACUAAAAAUGGACGUCUGGCAACCAAGUAUCAUACCGUUCCACUGCCACCAAAAGGAAGGGUUUUAAUCCAUUGGAUGACGCUUUGUCAAACACAAAUGAAAUUAAUGGCGAUUCCUCUAGUCUUUCAGAUUAUGUUUGGAAUAUUAAAUGGUCUACACCAUUAUGCAGUAUUUGAAGAGACACUUGAGAAAACUAUACAUGAAGAGUAACCAAAAAAAUGAAUGGUUGCUAACUUAGCAAAAUGAAGUUUCUAUAAAGAGGACUCAGGCAUUGCUGAAAGAGUUAAAAGUAACUGUGAACAGAUAAUUUGUUCUGUGCCUUUUGCCUGGUAUAUAGCAAAUACUCAAAAAAUAUUCAAUAAUUCAAUCAAUAAAUAUAAGUUUCAUCUUACACGUAAGAUACAGGUCUUAUCUCCUGAUGGUGUGUCCAUUUUGCCUGGUAUAUAACAGAUAAUAAAUAUCCAGUGUCAAUAAAUGUAACAAUAAAA
This is a messenger RNA of Pan troglodytes (chimpanzee), 3173 nucleotides long. RefSeq names its product transmembrane protein 126B (gene TMEM126B). Lineage: Eukaryota; Metazoa; Chordata; Mammalia; Primates; Hominidae. Bases 2293 to 2895 code for a protein of 200 amino acids. Gene Ontology annotation, cellular component: mitochondrion. The transcript has 6 exons. Gene Ontology annotation, biological process: mitochondrial respiratory chain complex I assembly. The record is from RefSeq and is a predicted model, not a curated record.